AUGCAGGAAGUGCAGGGCGACGCCGCGUUCGACUCGUUUCCGGACGAGCGCUUCCGCUUCGGCGUGGGACACUCCGAUGGCGUCGAGAUGCUGUGGCUCGAGCGCCAGACGGACAAGAAGCGCUGGACGUGCGACGUGGCGGACGUCGCGGCUUUCGCCCCGGCCGACGUCGUGCUACCCCAGAAGACGGUGCUCCACUAUGUCGCGGCGAGUCUGAAGAACUCGGCGGUCGAGGGCAGCAGCAGCGGUGACGCCCCGCGCGGUCCGGAGCUCGUUCGCGUGGAUGCCGACAAGACGUUGCAGCUCGAGGUGCUCAUUCAAUUGGGGGUCGCCGACUUUGCCUGGGCGCCCAAGUACGUCUUCCCACUGACACUCGUGUCGCCCAUGUCGCCCGCCGAAGCACAGACGAAGCAGAUUGCGCUCCUCACGACGCAAAUGCAGGCGGUCCAGCACGAAGUGCAGCUGCUCAAGACACAGCUGCAGACAGUGUUGCAGGCAUCAGCGGCCUCGCUAGAGGCAGUGGCUGCUGGAGCGCCCGGUGCAUCGUCGCUGCUCGUCUCGGGAGACGCUCGUCUGCCGUUGGUGCCAGUGGACAUUGGCACUGCAACUAACGGGAGUAAAGCGCUAGUGACGCCGCCUUCUCGUGGCGCGCAAGUGUGGGGGGACAUCAUCGGCCACCCGCAGCACAAACUUGUCCAGACUGACGAAAUCCGGGAGACCCGCAACGCCCUCGGCACGACGAUACGCAGUCAUCGCCAACACACGUGCAAAGUGUGCUCGCUCUUGCGAGGCACUCGCAGUCGAGCGUCUGGGACGUCGUACUAUUGCCCGGAAUGUACCGAGCGACACAACGGCGGCAUGGUGUACCUCUGUGACAAAACGAGACCGCACGAUCCGAGUAAGUACAGGAACGCGUCGUGCACGCAGAUCUGGCACUUGAUGUGGGACAACGGGAAAAGCAUUCCGCAGGCGGGGACAGCAUCGAUACGAAUGCGAAAGAAGCGAAAGGAGAGCGACCCGACGAGCCAAAGCGACCCGAAGCUGUCCACCGCUUCGGCAAAAGCGUCCUCUAGUGACGCGAGGAACUAG
Molecule: messenger RNA, 1089 nt
Organism: Hyaloperonospora brassicae
Lineage: Eukaryota; Oomycota; Peronosporomycetes; Peronosporales; Peronosporaceae
Source: the annotation of a GenBank genome assembly